AAUUAGAAAAAAUCAGAAAAAAUCAAAAAAAAUUAGAAAGAAUUAGAAAAAAUUAGAGAAAAUCAGAAAAAAAUCAGGAAUAAAUCUGGGAUGGCCUAACUUCAGUUGAUGGUCCCUGUCGUUCACCCUGAUGUCUGUGGUUCCACGCGCGAAUGACGUUUGCAGGUAAUCCCCUAGAUCAGAGAAAGUUGAGAGAAUUCAUGCAAUUUCUAACGCUUGACAUGUGCAAAGUGCAGCGUACUCUACUCUCCUCCUUGAAUCUCGAAAUAUUCUCCAAAAGGUCGUACAGAAAGCCACAAGUUCGAAUCUGGCUUGCUUGGAGCCCCACAGGUUACCUGCAUCUCGGAGCCCUUAGUACAGCUCUGUGCAACUAUUCAUUGGCUCAGGCAAACCAAGGAAUUCUUAUUCUACCCUUAGAAGACGUGGAUCAAACAGGACUCGUACCAAAUGCUGCCGGUGAACUCCAAGAGCCUUUAUUCUGGGCUCGCAUCAUUCCAGACAAACUAACGAUGUACUCGUGAUUAUAUUUAUUUAAAUACAUCGGGUAUUAUUGCGAACAAUCCAAUUAAUAAUUUUAUGUCAAGCAAAAUGAAAGCAUUGCUCAUAACAUUGUAAAGCAAUAGUCAUAGGAAUUAAUUUAUACAUAUUUGGAGAUGAACCUACCCAUAAUGUACGUAUAUUAUGAUGUCCCAAUAUAUGAUUUCUUCUAAUUUAUUUAUCAAUAAACAUAUACUA
Messenger RNA from Athalia rosae (coleseed sawfly), 735 nucleotides. Its product is annotated as probable glutamate--tRNA ligase, mitochondrial. The record is from RefSeq and is a predicted model, not a curated record. Lineage: Eukaryota; Metazoa; Arthropoda; Insecta; Hymenoptera; Athaliidae. Gene Ontology annotation, molecular function: ATP binding; glutamate-tRNA ligase activity. The transcript has 2 exons. Gene Ontology annotation, biological process: glutamyl-tRNA aminoacylation. Bases 153 to 521 code for a protein of 122 amino acids.